Messenger RNA from Erpetoichthys calabaricus (reedfish), 5671 nucleotides. RefSeq names its product cylindromatosis (turban tumor syndrome), like (gene cyldl). Gene Ontology annotation, cellular component: cytosol. The transcript is spliced from 15 exons. Gene Ontology annotation, molecular function: K63-linked deubiquitinase activity; cysteine-type deubiquitinase activity. Gene Ontology annotation, biological process: protein K63-linked deubiquitination. The record is from RefSeq and is a predicted model, not a curated record. Bases 164 to 2491 code for a protein of 775 amino acids. NCBI's taxonomy places the organism in Eukaryota, Metazoa, Chordata, Cladistia, Polypteriformes, Polypteridae.
GACACUAUACCUUCGUUUUCAUUUCUGCAAAUUUCGAGUUGUCAUCCAAAUUGUCUACUGAAAACGAAGAGGCGUUUAUAGAUACAUGUUUUCAUCCCUUUUUUUAUUCUUGAGAUCAUACUCGGAGUUUCCUUUGUAACAGCUGAGGAAUUAUCAAAAAGAAAUGGGCACUACUUUAAAUAUCUCUUGGCCAGAUGUCAAUUAUCUCUAUUACAUUUUAAUGGAGGGUUUUAAGGAUUUAAUUGACAACUUCCAAGCGGGGAACAUUUGCAUCAUGGAGGAAGCUGAAUAUCUGAAAACAGUCAGUGAGUCACCUGACAAUAAGCUACGUGUGUAUUUUCCAGACACAAUCACUUGCAGAAAUGCGGAUGUUUCUUGUCUGCAACCUCUAAAGACUGAAGAAGCUGGUCUUCUCUUGGCACUUACUAAUGACUCGGAGCGGCUUCACUGGUAUCUGGAGAAACAACAACUGGAAAAGGCUUUGGCCCUGAAAACAGAUCAAGAAAUUAUCGUGGAUAUGAACUCCCAGUUGUGUCGCGGUGUGCUCAGGUACAUUGGGCCAAUCACUUCAAAAAGUCUGUUUUACAGGGCGUCUAUAUUCCCCACCUAUUUUGGAGUGGAGUUACAGGGUGAUGAUGCAAAGAGUGGAAUUUGUGAUGGGACCUUUCACGGAAUACGUUUUUUCCAGUGUGACCACAACAGUGGUAUAUUUGUGCCUUUCAAUAAGCUUAGGUUCCUAUCUGCCCAAGAGAUGCCUACCACAGUUAUCAAGGAACUAUCAGUGGACAAUAUGGAACAGCUGAAAAUUGGAGACAAGGUCCAGUUCUUCAAAGAAGAUAACACACUCAAAUUCGGAGUGGUCGUAGAGUUGAUGGAGAAGGAGGCUGUGAUUGUAACAGAUGGAGAAGAAAGCAACUCUGACCUUAAAAUACCACUGGAGUGUGUGAUGAAGGAGGAGAUGCUCUCCAGAGAUCUGGAGCAUGAUGGCAAGAUGGACAGGCGGGAGGCCUUGUUAGUCCAAGCAAAGAGGAAAAAUAGUGAUGAAACAUUUGGACUGACCCUGAACUCCAUGGUGGAAGUGUACCUAACAGAAGGGAAAACUGCCUAUGGCAUCAUUCGCUGGAUUGGCAAGCUUCCAGGGAAAAGUGAAACUUUUGCAGGACUUGAACUGGAGGAUGAUGUAGGAAUUUCUGAUGGAUCAUUCAAAGGACAGAGAUGUUUCUCUUGUGCCCCAAGACGAGGACUGUUUGUGAGAUUGCAGGUUUGCCGCCCAGACAGCCGCUUUCCAAGGAAGAGCCCACACAGUGACAUGAACAGCUCCUAUCAGCCAGAUUACCAGUAUAAUGAUCGGGUGCCACCACUGGUGAAUGGGAAAGCCUCUCAGGUCCUGCUGGGCAAGAUGAAAGGCAUACAGGGCCACUGCAACUCCUGCUACAUGGAUUCAGUACUUUUCAGUUUAUUUUCCUGUUCUCUUGUGCUGGACUCUAUGCUUUAUAAAAGCAGCAACAAAAAAGACUCUCCAAUCCAGAAAACCUUGCGUGAGGAAAUUGUCAACCCACUCAGAGCAAAAGGAUUUGUACCCUCCGACAGUGUGAUGAAGCUGAGGACUCAGCUCAUGGAAAGAGGACAUAGUGCCAGUUUUACCACUGAUGAGAAAGAUCCCGAAGAGUUCUUAACCCUCAUCAUGCAUCACAUUUUGGAGGUGGAGCCUCUCCUACACUUACAGCAGCCAGGACAAAAAGAGCAGGGUGCGUACUGCUACCAAAUCUUUAUUGAGCAGGACAAUGGAUUGAUCAUCCCUUCUGUGCAGCAACUUCUGGAACAUUCCUUUCACAGCUCCGUCCUCAAGCUGUCUGAGGUUCCAUCAUGCCUGAUCAUUCAGAUGCCACGGUUUGGAAAGAAGUUUAAGCUCUUUGAUAAGAUCAUUCCUUCUCUAGAACUGGACAUUACAGAUCUGCUUUCUAACAACCCUCGGUCAUGUGUUAUCUGCGGAGACUUGGCUGACCUAGAAUGCACUGACUGUUUCAAGGACCACAUUUUCUCAAAUGCAGGAUUUAAGCAGUUUUGCAGAAAUUGCUCACAACAGGUUCAUUGUCACCCACGCCGCAAGGACCACCACCCUACCAAAAUCCAGCUGCCACAGGGUUUACAGAAUGUCUGUGAUGCACAGAGAUACCGUGUACACCGAGAGGUUCUGGAGCUGUUUGCUGUCCUCUGCAUAGAAACAAGUCAUUAUGUUUCAUUUGUCAAGUAUGGCCCACAAAAUCAGCAGUGGCUAUUCUUCGACAGCAUGGCGGAUCGUCAUGGUGACAAAGAUGGCUACAACAUUCCCACAGUGAUCCAGUGUCCAGAGGUAGCCAAAUACUUGGACAUGCCGUUGAAUGAGCUCGCCAGGCAGAAUCCCCGUGACAUGGAGGGGGUGGCUAAAAGACUCUUCUGCGAUGCCUACAUGUUUCUGUAUCAAAGUAAAAGGAUGGCUCUGUAUAAGUGACAAGGGGAGGCAAGGUAGAAGAUGUCAUCUGGCACUGCAUAAACCCGGCUGCAAUGAAUCCUGAAUUGCGUAACUGGAAGAUGCUGCUUAUUUAAUGCUGUUUAGUCCUUUUUCAAGAGCUUGCAUGCUUUGCACAGUCACGAUGGGUGGCCUUUCUGUUUUAAAUGGUGGCACUAUGUGGACAUACUAUAUUUAGAAACCCCUCUGUAAGGAUGUGAUUACGUGUAUUUGCCUAAUUCUUAGCAGGUCAUGCCUUCUAAACUGGAAAUAUCCCUGUGUCGAGUCGCUAUGCAGCUGCUGGUGGACCCCAGGUAUUGAAUGAAAGGCAGGCAGACUGCAGAUUAUUAUAAUCAAGAAAUAAUGUAAGGAAAUGCAGUGACAUUUUCUCCCAUAAUCAUAAAGAGCAACAGUCUCACAAAGUGCAACAAGUGUGAUAAAAUAGCAAACUUCAGAUCAGUUUUUGACAAAUUAUGUGGUUUUUUUUUUGUUAUUUAUAUUUUGUGGACAAUUGAAGAUGAGCUGCAGCAGCAUGAUAAUGCAAUGUCUUACCAAUUUGUACAUUCUGUGAAUUUUGAGAACAGAGGACCCUUUAAUGUAGACUAAAUAAUUAGGGUGGUCUGCCUGGAAUGUGUUUUGAUGGCUGAAGUUAACGAGUUCAGCCGUGUGUGGGAUUUUGAUUCUAUACAAAAAAGAGAUUAUGUCAGUUUCAUCCAUUGAUCUAUCCAUCCAUUUUCUGUGCCCAGUUUUUCACUACAAGGUUUUAGAGAGCUUGUAGAGUUCACUUCAAUAUUUUAUUUGUACAGAGUCUGCUGGCCAGCGUAACUAAGCAAAAUCUGUCAAGCACAGCGUCCACUGAUUACCUGCAAUAGAUAUUUGUCUUUAUGUAUUUUAGCAAAAUGAGUAAUUACACACCAAGAGGGAGUGUUUGUGUACUGUAUGUGUCAACCAUUCUAAUAAUGUAUAGCUCCACUGGAGAUUCGACUAUAAUAAAUUAAUACAGGGAAGAAAAAAUUAAACUUCUAUGUUUUUAAUGUGCUAUUAGAGCUGCUGGAGAGACACAAUAUCCAGAGAAGAAAAGUUGAAUCGUAACUCAAGUUGUUUGUUUUGUUUCUGUCGUAUUUUUUGCUUUAACCUCUGUUUGUGCUUCUUGGCAUACUCUGUGUUUUUAGCUUAUGAUAAUCUAGCAAAGGAUAUGUCAUGGAGAACUUUUUUUUUUUUGCAAUUGAAUUAGAUUCAAAAAGUGCUGCCAGUUGUCUGACUGGAGUGUAAAAUUAGCAAAAAUAAAAGGUGAGGUUUUUUCUCAUUUAAAAAGAAUUCUGACCUGAGCCUGUUAGAAAGCUCUCGCCACUCUGGAUAGAUUGGGAAAUUGACGACUUUAGAUUAUAGGCAGGUGAGUUUGGCGUAGUAACACGGGACUUUGGACUUUAAAGCACAGGUGUGCCAGAUUAAUGUCUGCUUCACACAGUCUGAGCAAUUUACUUGACCUGUAGUUAUAUGCAAUAUAUUAUAUGUAUGCAUCUGUCUGUCUGUCUAUCUAUCAUAUAGUGCAUUUCAUAUCUAUCUAUCUAUCUAUCUAUCUAUCUAUCUAUCUAUCUAUCUAUCUAUCUAUCAUAUAGUGCCUUUUUAUCUAUCUAUCUAUCUAUCUAUCAUAUAGUGCCUUUCAUAUCUAUCUAUCUAUUAUGGGGGGGUACAACUCCCACCCUGGAGAGUCACAGUGGCUGCAGGUUUUUGUUCCAACCCUCUUGCUUAAUUAGAAGCCAAUCCUCACCAAUAACAGAUCUUAUUUAAUUUCACAGCUUGUUAGUGCUUUAACUCUACCAUGUCGAUUCAUUUUUAAAUCAUAGAUUUUUUCCCUUUCUGAUGAUACAUGUAUCAUCCAAGUGGUUUGAAGCAUAAAAUGGAUGAGUGUUUUAAGGUCUUCACUUUCUCUUCAUUUCUAUCAAAGUACUUACUUAAUUAGACCAAACAGUGAGUGAUGAAUACACACCGGUGGAAUGGAGACAAGCUAGAUGUAGAACUGCUGGUUCCUUUGUCAUUUGCAUCUUACUGGUAAUAAGGAGCAGUUAAAACAAUUAAUAUGGCUGUUAAGCAAUUAAGGGUUCAAAAUGUUAAAAAGCGAGACAACUAAAAUGAGGCAUAAAAAGGUCACUUGAGCAAUAAGUGCUUCAUCAACUAUACAUGACUUCUCAUGAAGCAACUGGGUUGGAAAAAAACCUGAAGUGACGGCGGCCCUCCAGGACCGGCAUUGCUCAGCUCUGAUUUAAAGGGUCUGAGUCUUAAAUAGCAAAUAAAUUAAAUGAAGUAAAUUAGUAGCAAAAACUAAUCACUAAUUAAAAAAAUGGUUAGAAUUAAAACUUGUAGCCACUGUGGCUCUGUAGGCUUGGAGUUGGACUCCCUGAUCUAUUAUAUAGUGCCUUUCUCAUCUACUGUAUCUACCUGUCUGUUUAUCUAUCUGCCCCUUCAAGGUGAAAUGUGAUGGAUGUGUGACGCAGUAUCCUGCGAGUGCUCCUGUGAAUCACCUAAUUCAGAAAUUGGCAAAAAAUUGGAAGCAAGUGGGACACUGUUGGGGUCUCUGGUUGUUAAUCCUGUUGUUCCUUGUGGUACUGUAACCACUGAAGUUCUGUUUUCUUUAUGUACAAAUGAAUGUACUCAUAGCAUCUCAAUCUAUUACAUUGUGAAGUUCUCUGAUGACACAGCCAUCUUUGAUACAGACAUAGAGAGAGACUAUAAAUAAGACAGAGAUGGGCAGCUUUGCUAAGUGGUUUGAGGACCAUUUCCUCAUUCUUAUUAUUUGGAGACUGGGGAAAUGGUUUCUUCCACUGCUGGGUUAUUAUUGCUGUACAGCACAGGUAAAUUCAUUCAAUUACAGUACUUAGGAAUUCAUAUAAAUACUACAUCAGUAUGGCACACACAGAUAGAUCACGUCUGUGCCGAUGGAAUAACAAUGUCUGUAUUACCCAUGCAAGCUGAGAAAAAAAAUGUUUCUCUCUUUCCAUGCAGUAAUAGCAAGCAUAUUACAUUAUGAUUUCUCUCACUUAAUUUGUAAAUGUUUAGACUUCUACAGGUAGCCAUGAUAUUCACUCAAAUAUGUCAACAACGACAUGUACUUCUAUAGCAACAUACAAAGAAUGUUGCUUUACAAGAUGUCAAAGAGAAAGUUACAAGAAAAGAAAAAACAAA